Messenger RNA from Periophthalmus magnuspinnatus, 7195 nucleotides. RefSeq names its product signal-induced proliferation-associated 1 like 3 (gene sipa1l3). The transcript has 24 exons. Gene Ontology annotation, cellular component: cytoplasm; Golgi apparatus; plasma membrane. Gene Ontology annotation, biological process: epithelial cell morphogenesis; activation of GTPase activity; establishment of epithelial cell polarity. The record is from RefSeq and is a predicted model, not a curated record. The coding region runs from base 526 to 5712 and encodes 1728 amino acids. Gene Ontology annotation, molecular function: GTPase activator activity; protein binding. Lineage: Eukaryota; Metazoa; Chordata; Actinopteri; Gobiiformes; Gobiidae.
GCGGGCGCAGCCGUGGUUUCAGUGCUCGUUGAACAGGCGGUGGACCGACGGCCAACGACUGUUUCCACAAUGUCAUCUGCUUUAUUUUAAUGGAUUACGAGUGGAGUUAAAACAACGUUGCGUCGUAAGCCUCUGCAGCUGGGCCUGGAUAAUCUGGGAUUGGUCCUGAGAGUAGAUCACAGGACAGUGCUCCGGAUGAGGAAGGACUUUGUCAGAAUUGGAGUCUUUGGCCUGGUUGUGCGCGUGGGCCUACAAAACAAAGGCAUGAUACAUCUACUUUAACACGUAUCUGUAGUUAUUUAGUUUUAAUAAGAAGAAGAGGGUUGACUGUUCUGCUGGUCUUUGAUGGACCCCUGAAGUCCCCGUCACGUGAAGGCAUGAUUCUACAAGCCGAGGACUGUUGCUACAUCCGCGGCGUGCAUCUGGGGCCCCUGCUCGUCUUCUCUCCCAGAAGCCCAUCUAAUAUGGGCUGCUGGCCCCCUUUGGACGCAGUGCUUGUCCUGCCCUGAGCUCCCCUGGCGUGCUAUGAACAGCUACAGAGACAGAGGAGUCACAUGCACCUCCUCGGACCUUCUGGAUGGAGGCGGAGGGGCACAGACUCCCUUUCGUCACACGUCCAAUGGCCACUCUGCUCCUAACGCCACUGACCCCUCCCUCCAGCCACGCGUCUCUGUGCCGAAAAUGGGUGUGCGUGCCCGUAUUGCUGAAUGGCCACCCCGACGUGCUCAGUCCAGAGAGUCGUUGCUGGAAAACGGUCAAAGUGGAGUCAACCACCAUGGAGACGACAGCUCCACUUCUGUUACGUCAUCGGUUCUUUCAUCAGAAAUCGGACUUGUGCGGGGAGGAGUUGCCCGGUUGCCAAGGCGACGCUCAAAAGACGUGGAGUUCAGAGGUGGAGGGUUUGUCAUGGAUAGGGGUUCCCCAUUAAGCCUGCGUGUUUUUCCCCCUCUGAGACAGCGCUCCAACAGUGAGAUCACACUCAGUGAACAAGAUGAGAAUGAGGUGGAGGUGCGAGGUAGCAUGGGGGCCCUUUUUAGAGAAUAUGGCAGCACUUCUUCCAUUGAUAUCCAAGGCAUUCCUGAGCAGAGUUUCUUUGACAUGCUCAACCAGUUUCACCAGGAGAGGCCUGACCAGCGCAGCUCUGCCCCCGUUCGCCUCCGAGAGCUCCUGAGCGCCCCAGACUCUCCACCUAGUGCACCCCUCCCCCCGUCCUCCUCACCUGUUCCCAGUGUGGACGAUCGAGUGACAGGAAGGAGGGAUGGGGCAGAAAGAGUUAGGAAGAAAAGUGGUGGAACAGAGUCAUCACUGGGAACCUCCUCAUUGUUUCGUAAACUUCGGAGUUCGAGCCGAGGAGAGCUUGACGGAGGAAGAGGAGAGACAGAUGAUGGACGAGUUGCUUUGGACUCCUCCUACAGGCCAUGGGUCUGUCCAAAGAGUCUAGUUCACUUUGACGCUCAGAGUAUCUUGUUUGACCUUCAUGAGGUUGCAGCUCAGCGUGGCUAUGUGGCACAGAGAAGGAACACCGCAACAGGAGCCUCUGCUGCCUCAGCGUCCCUGUCUGUCUCUAAAUCGUCAGUCCCUGUUAACAAUGAGCCCAUUUAUUCUAGCAUUGAGGAUCUUCCCCUAAGUGUUGACCCCGGAUCAUAUGGAUCAUCUUUGGGGCUGGACCCUCUGGAUGGGCCCACUGCAGCACAUAGCCCAAGCCAAAUGCUACUGUCCUGUCCCCAUUUCCUCAAUGAGACGGGGGACUACUGGGAGCGUAACAUCAGCUUUCUGAGCUCCUCUUCCGAGCGAGGAGGAGAAUCUGGUGGAGAGGCCACGAGAGGCUGGCUUAGGAAAAGUAAUGCCAGUGUCUCGGUGCUGGAAGUGCCUAUUGAACAACAAGUAACCAGACUUGAAAGAUUGAAACAGUACUGCAUUGAACAUGUAGACUUGGGGGCUCGCUACUACAGAGACUGUUUCCAUGGAAAAGAGCAUUCAAACUAUUUUGGUACAGAUGAUAAGUUGGGCCCUGUGGCGGUGAGCAUCCGCCGAGAGAAACUGGACGACACCAAAGAUCUUAAAGACCAGUACCAGUACCGCUUAAUUGUCAGAACAAGUGAGCUGGUCACUCUACGAGGGUCUAUUUUAGAAGAUGCAGUCGCAUCCACCUCACGACAUGGCACUGUGAGGGGUCUGCCCCUGAAGGAGGUCCUGGAGCAGGUGGUCCCAGAGCUUAGUGUGUCCUGCUUAAGACUUUCCCUGGGCACACCCAAAGCCACGGAGCAGCUCCUCAAACUCGACGAACAAGGGUUGAGUCAAAAGCACAAAGUUGGUGUACUGCUGUGCCGUGCCGGCCAAAGCACAGAAGAGGAGAUGUACAACAAUGAGGAGGCGUCCCCCGCCUUCGCUACAUUCCUGGAGCUGUUGGGGGAGCAGGUGCUUCUCAAAGGAUUUACCAAAUAUGCUGCGCAGCUUGACACAAAAACUGACUCCACUGGUACUCACUCCCUAUACACUUCCUAUCAAGGCUAUGAGAUCAUGUUUCAUGUAUCCACAAUGCUACCAUACAUGCCCAACAACCCACAGCAGCUCCUAAGAAAAAGACACAUAGGCAAUGACAUAGUGACUAUCAUCUUUCAAGAACCUGGAGCUUUGCCCUUUACCCCUCAGAACAUACGCUCACAUUUCCAACACGUCUUUGUCAUCGUCCGAGUGCAUAAUCCCUGCUCUGAAAACACCUGCUACAGUGUUGCUGUGACAAGAAUGAAGGAUGUGCCACCUUUUGGGCCACCUGUACCAAGUGGCAUUGUGUUUCGUGACCCAGAAACCUUUCGCAACUUCUUAUUAGCCAAAGUUAUCAAUGCGGAGAAUGCUGCCCAUAAAUCAGAGAAGUUUCACACUAUGGCAACUCGAACACGCCAGGAAUACCUUCGUGACCUAGCAGAAAACUAUAUCAGCAGCACACCACUGGACUCAGUGGGUAAACUGAAUAACCUUAUUUCUCUGGCAUCUAAAAAACGUGAGCGCUCAAAGGCUCGAGAGGGAGCCGAGCUGGGGGCUGCUGGAGCAGUGGCUUGGAGGGUCCAGGCUCAGGACUUUAGUGGAGGGGGGACUGAGCUGCCCUGUGCCUUGGGUGUGUCAGCAGAAUAUGUGCUUCUAAUCGACUGCUCCACCAAAGAAGUGGUUUUCAACUGUUUCUGUGCCGAUGUUAUCGGCUGGACACCAGAGAGACUUUCUCUGAAGAUUUUCUAUGGCAGAGGGGACCACAUCUCUGUGCGAGUCCCAGAAGGCUGUGCACAAGAUAUCAGGGAAAUUGUGCAACGCUUAAAGUCUCUAACAGUGGGAUGUGAGACUGUCGAUAUGACAUUGAGAAGAAAUGGUCUAGGCCAGUUGGGCUUCCAUGUGCGUCUGGAUGGAACAGUGGCUGAGGUUGAGGAGUAUGGCUUUGCGUGGCAGGCAGGACUGAGGCAAGGCAGUCGUUUAGUGGAGAUUUGCAAAGUUGCAGCUGUGACGCUUUCCCAUGAGCAGAUGAUUGACCUCCUCAGGACUUCAGUCACUGUCAAAGUGGUCAUUAUCCCACCUUAUGAAGAAGGAAAGCCUCGCAGGGGCUGCACUGAGGAGUAUGAGAUAAAGACCAUGGAACAAAAACCAGAACCCGAGCCCCUGGCAGCUGGGUACCGGCCGUCCCCUCGACCCAUGUGGCGUUGGGAUAGCCCACCCAUUCCCACAGGUUUCCAAAGCACACCUAAUGCACAGCGCUGGACGCCCAUGGGACCUCCACCUCCAGCGUUACCACGACAACAUAAGGCAAUGAUACCCAUCCCAUAUAGGGAGCCUCAGCACACCAAUCCUAAGAGGCCAGUAAGUUACCCAGAAAACCACUACUGCCUGUCACCUGUUGGAGGUGACCGGAUGCUACCGUACAGAAAUCCUUCAGCCAGUUUUUCUUCCCCCUCUUCUGGCCUCUCUUCACUGGUACACCCAGGAAUCACACCUGGACCAUUUGUACGCUACAAGCCUUCACCUGACAGAUUUGGAACAGUACCUCGAGCUCUGCCUUUUGAGCCCCAUUUUAGUGUGGACAUCAACUCCAGUGAAUCUGGCUUCACUAGUCAGGACAGCACCAUGGAGCGCUGCAAAACAGAGCCUCUCUGGCAUGUCCCAUCCUCUUCGUCCCGUGGUCAGCCUGGUGCGGGGCAGAGAAGACUAAGGCAGGAUGCUGCUGUGAAAGACUCUCCGAACAGACACUCUAAGGGAGAGAUUCAAUACUCCAGCCACUCUAGCAGUAAUACACUGUCCAGUAACGCCUCCAGUAAUCACAGUGAUGAGCGCUGGUUUGAUGGAGCUGGAGAGAGAGUUGACCCAUCUGAGACUGACCCAGACUUAAACAAGGGGGGCUCCAAUGACAGUGGCAUCGACGCUUCCACACACUACAAUAACAGUCUACACGGGAGCAUGCCCAACAACCAUCCACAUAAAGCUAUGCACAGCUCAGCCACCUAUAAUGCCAUCCAAGAGCUUUCGGUGGGACGGGGCAGCGGCACAGGGGAGAGCAAGAGCAGGGAAUCAUCACCCAAAGGCUAUCGCACAAGGACCUUUCCACCUCCAGGGUCAAGUGUUGAGAAAAGGGACAUGUAUAAACCGAGGGCCUACACUCCUCAGGGUUACAAGACUCCGGCAGCAGAGAAGACGCGGCCUGUGCGAGCUGCUACCACAACACCAACUUCAGCUCAACACAGCUCCACCCUUCUGUCUACCUCUGCUCCAAAGUCUUCCUAUGGGAAAAGUAGGCCUGUAACCUGGCAGGUGGAAGACUCCACUUCUGAAAAAAAACAAGUUGACACAAACUCAAAGAAUGUAUUUGGUCAGCCACGAUUGCGCGCAUCAUUGAGGGAUUUGCGAUCUCCAAGACGAACAUACAAGAGUACAAUAGAAGAUGACUUGAAGAAACUCAUUAUAAUGGAUAACCCUGGAGAAGCUCCAGAGAGAGAAACUUCUCCCAGAUGUACACUGCAACGUACCUUCUCUGACGAGUCAUUGUGCAGUGGACGCAGAGACGCUAGCUUUGCCAACUCUGAGAAUCAAAGCACACCCACUGAUGUGCUCUUCACCUGUACUCUACCCACACGCAGACAAGCCUCCUCCAACAACCACUCCAGCCAACUUCAGAACAAGAAGGUCCCUCUGUCAGCGUCGGAACUGUCACUCUCUGAAGUGAGAGACAAGGUUCCCCCUCUGAGAAGGCUAGACCCUGGCCUGAUGCCUCUGCCCGAUACAGCCUGUGGGCUAGAGUGGUCUAGUUUGGUGAAUGCUGCUAAAGCCUAUGAAGCACAAAGAGCCGUGUCUCUCUUUUCAUUGAAUGAGCCUUUGGUUGGUCCAGAUUUGAGACCAGCCAGUAGUCCGGUCCCGUUUCAGACUCCUCAGACUCCACGGACAACUCCAACCCUCAGUGGAGAAGAAACGCCAAAUGAUUUGUCUGGACGGCUCUUCCACUUGGAAGUGAUGUUGAAACAACUUAACAACGAUCUGGAGAGAGAGAAAAAGGAUAAAGUUGUCCUGCUGGCAGAGAUGGCAAAUCUGAGAGAAAACAAUCAGCGCCUUCAAGAGGAAAGUCACACGGCCAGUGAGCAACUGCGGAAAUUCAGCUUGCUUUUUACCAACCUCAAUAAGGUGGAAAGUGAGCAUGAAGAGCACACUGUAGGACAUGAAACAGACUCACAAAGGGAGUGAACCGCUGCACAGGAAAAAGUGUAUGUAUGGGACAUGGCAAAAUUUUUGUCUUCUAUUUUGCUCAUGGUUUCUUGCACACUUGGUGGCAAUGAUGUCACAACUUCAGAUUUGACUGGACAGCCUUAAAGACCCUCAUAUAGACUAUAUCCCAGUUGUCUGAGCCGCAUUAUUUUCUAUAAAGAGACUCAAGUCUUGUGAUAUAAAGCUAUGCCACAAGGACACCAAUAAGAGUAUGACCAUAGUCACUACUUUUCCUGGAGGCCUAAUACUGUUUCUUAUCAGCCAAAAAAAAAAAAAAGACUUUACAAACCACAUAUCCCAUAAUGCACUAGAGUUUCAAUGCUCCACAGGCAGCGUACUGCAGAUAAAAUGUGACUGGUACGACUGGAAACAACCAAUACUGUCAAAAUGGUCCCUUGUUGUCUAUGUGAGACUGAGGGUAGUUUAAAUACUCCGAAGCAUUACUGCACAGGUGGUUGUGCACCUGUCUUUUCUGUAACUGUGUGAGACAUGGAAGAGUUAGUAUGAGAAUAAAUGAAAGUUAUUGUAAAUUUCUUAUUAGCCCAUGGCAUUCUGUUUUUGUUUACACGGAUGAGAGCGGUCCAGUGAUGUGAAAUCAAGCCAUGGUACGGAGUAGGAAAAUGCUGUAUUUUCAUACACAUCAAUUAAAUAAUCUCCUUUUAACUAGUAUAACAUUUUUACACAAAACCUGUCAACACUGAAGCUUUUAUCAUACCAAUUUGUACGCCUAAACAGAACUAUUUAUACUCCUAGCCUGCCUAAUUAUAAUGUGUAUAAAAUCUAUUUUUAAUACUUGUUUUUUCCAUUUGCUGGUGGUGACUGGAUAUUUUUGCAGUUGGUGCAAAAAUCGAUUUCACUGCUGUACUUCCGUAAAUAUCACUAAAUUGUACUGAAUUUUGCCUUCUUCUGUACUUGUGGAGCACCACAACUCCCUGGUCUGACUGGAACUGUUUUAUUAAAACUUCCCCAACUCUCAGGUUCCUCGAGAUAAGCUGUCAAUACAUAAUACAAAUGUGACUGUGUUUUGGUUAAAUAGGGAACAAGUGCUUUAAGAGAAAGCUGGACAUACAGCUCCACAUCUCCAUAACAGUAGUUCAGUCUUACCCCCUCACCUCAGUUGUGUUUCAGUCUUACUUUUUAUGUAAUUUGUGUAAAGGGGGUCAAUACGUUGUUGUAAUUUUAAGAUAUUUAUAGCAUACACAAUGACUCAUUAAACCAAUCAUUGCAUUGUGGUUAAUGGUAUUGUACAAGUAGGAUGUUAAUAGCUAGUAAAUAUUUUGAUAAUUUAUUUUAACCUGUUGGCCAAUGUUGCAAAUUUGUGAAGAGGGUACUGUUCUUGCUGAGCUCUAAAUGUUGACUGCAUUUUAUAUCAGAUGCAAUGACAAUUUAUUUGGGUUGUAAUAAGUGUACAUUUAAACUGUAAAUCUGCUUUUUAUUUUAUAAAAUUAACUUUUGAACACUG